GUCAAUCCUCAAAGUAACAAAGUCAGUGAGAUCCGAACCUGGAAAAUAGAAGAAAUUAACCUAUAAUAAUGUCAAAUAUAACCUAUUAUUUGUAAAAUUUUAAAAUCCUAUGAAUUAAAAAUGUUUUUAGGAAACACCAAAUUACCAAAAAGGACUUUCAAUAAUGUAAUUCAAUUUUCAAGGCUCAGGAGGUAUUACAGUGAAAAAUUAACGAUUCCAGAAGUAAAUAUUCCAUUUUCAAAUGGGCGUAACUUGAAUAUAUCAACAGGGCAGUAUGCCCGAUUAGCGGACGGUUGUGCAGUAGCGACCUUAGGAGACACGUCUGUAAUGGUAACGGUAGUAUCCAAAUCUAAAUCAAGCAAUAGUGGUUUUCUCCCACUAACCGUAGACUAUCGUCAAAAAUCAGCCGCUGCUGGACGUAUACCGACAAAUUUUUUCCGUCGAGAAUUGGGGCCUUCCGAACGUGAAAUAUUGACAUCUCGUCUCAUAGACCGCAGUCUCCGCCCUCUCUUCCCAGAGCAUUUCAAUUGUGAGACCCAAGUUAUCUGUAACAUGUUAGCAGUUGAUGGAGUGAACAACCCUGACGUCAUUUCAAUAAAUGCAGCAUCGGCAGCUCUAUCACUAAGUGAUAUCCCUUGGAACGGGCCUGUCGGAGCAGUGAGAGUAGGCCUCAUCAGCAACGAGGUUGUGAUUAAUCCCACAAGGAAAGAAUUGCAGGGUUCUAUUUUGAAUUUGGUGGUAUCAGCAACAAAAAGAAAUCUGGUUGUCAUGUUAGAAGGCAAUGCUGAUGUCAUAUUGCUUCCAGACUUGCAAAAGGCUAUCAAGCUGGCUACUAAGGAAGUUCAGGGUAUUGUGAAUGAGAUCGAGAGGAUGCAGAAGGCUUAUGGCAAGCCUAAAAGGCAGCUUGAUAUCCCUGUAGAGGUGUCUCAGGAAAUAACUGAGGCGUUACGCUCUUUUUCAGAAAUGCGAGUCCGGGAGAUUUUCAAAAACUAUAAUUUGGAUAAGAUAAGUAGAGACAAUGCUCUCAGUGAUGUUAGGACAGACGUAUUAGACAAAAUUAGAAUAAAUUUUCCUGAUUCGGAUAGUUCGCUAGUAGCAGAUAAUUAUAAUAAGAUGGUGAAGCAAAUUUUUCGAGAUUUGGUAUUCGAGGAACGAAAACGGUGUGACGGACGCGAGUUUGAUGAAGUGAGAGAUAUUUCUUGCAAAGUGAACCUUUAUAAGCCACUGCAUGGGUCUGCUUUGUUCCAAAGAGGGCAGACGCAAGUUUUCUGUACUGUUACUCUGGAUUCACAUGAUAGUGCUCUGAAACUGGACCCCCUAAGUGUUUUAACAAGUGGUGUGAAAGAAAAAAACUUUUUCCUUCAUUACGAGUUUCCACCUUUUGCCACCAAGGAGACGGGCCGUAUGGGGCCAAUUGGUAGAAGAGAGAUGGGACACGGAGCUCUGGCAGAGAAGGGGCUGACUCCGACAGUACCAGACAACUUUCCUUUCACCAUAAGACUGACAUCAGAGGUUCUAGAAUCAAAUGGAUCCAGUUCAAUGGCCAGUGUGUGUGGUGGAAGUUUGGCUUUGAUGGAUGCAGGUGUUCCCAUCAGCGCUCCAGCUGCCGGCGUAGCCAUGGGUCUUAUAACACGUUAUGACUUUACCAAGAAAGUUAUAGAAGAUUAUUGUCUCCUCACAGACUUGCUGGGCAUUGAAGAUUAUAUGGGAGACAUGGACUUUAAAAUCGCCGGCACGAAGAAAGGAAUAACAGCUUUGCAAGCAGACGUAAAAAUACCGGGACUGCCUCUCAAGCUGGUUAUGGAGGCGAUCCAAAAGGCAGGUGAUGCCAAAUCUCAAAUUCUCAAUAUAAUGCACGAGUGCAUAGAGAAACCAAGAGUAGAAAAAAAGGACAAUUGGCCGGUUUCCAUGAAACUGGAAGUGGAAGCCCACAAGAGGUCGAGACUGUUAGGCAUAGGCGGAAUUAACAUGAAGAAACUAUUCGCUCAAACGGGUGUUCACGUUUCGCAAGUCGACGAUACGACUUUCGAGGUGUUUGCUCCUAGCAGAAGCGCUAUGGAUGAGGCCGAAGAGAUCAUCCAGAAGCUCCUGACGACUGAACGAGCGCCUGAAUUGGAAUUCGGAGGGAUAUACAAGGCGACUGUCGUGGAGCUUCGAGAUAUCGGAGUCAUGGUCACGUUGUAUCCCGGGAUGCCUCCUGCUUUGCUUCACAACUCGCAGCUGGAUCAACGAAAGAUUGCUCAUCCAUCGGCAUUGGGUUUGGAAGUUGGACAAGAGCUGCAGGUGAAAUAUUUUGGAAGGGAUCCUGUUUCCGGUCUGAUGAGACUGUCUAGGAAAGUAUUGCAAGCAAAUGUGCGAUAACAGUAAACACAUGUAUAAUUUAUAUUUUUUAUUUUUGCCUCACUUUUUUACCAGUAUGGUAGGUUUUUGUACAUAUUUAUUUUACUCAAUAUAUCAUUCUAUAGAAAUU
Molecule: messenger RNA, 2470 nt
Organism: Leptinotarsa decemlineata (Colorado potato beetle)
Lineage: Eukaryota; Metazoa; Arthropoda; Insecta; Coleoptera; Chrysomelidae
Gene: PNPase
Product: polyribonucleotide nucleotidyltransferase 1
Biological process (GO): mitochondrial RNA 3'-end processing; mitochondrial mRNA catabolic process
Cellular component (GO): cytosol; mitochondrion
Molecular function (GO): 3'-5'-RNA exonuclease activity; RNA binding; polyribonucleotide nucleotidyltransferase activity
Source: RefSeq, a predicted model, not a curated record